UACUCUAAACCCAUAUACCCUAACUAUAACUUAACCCUACCAUUUUAAAUGUCAUCUUCCCAAGGAUUCCAGAUUGCACCAACCGCGAUACUAAUAAUACAUAUGGCUAGUAUUCAAAGUUUGUAGUUACCACUUCCGGGUCUUUUGCGUCCUUAGAUACCACCCCGAAAGAAAAACAUCACCACGCCUGCCUACACAGCUAUCAGAGCACCCAUGGAUAUUACGAGAGGCAGUUUAGAUGAUAUCUACCGCCCGGCAUCCAACGAGCGUUCUCGCCCGGGUAGCCGUGUAUCAACUGUGUCACUGCCUGACGUCGGGAGAGUUUUUCAUCCCAGCCAGACGUCCCUGGUGGUCCUGAGCGAUGAUGCCCCUAACAAUAAGCUGGAUCACAGCAACUCACAUGAAAACCUCAAGUCUCCAGAUGAAAGUCUUCCUGAGAAAGAUCACUCCAUUGGAGAUGUAUCUGAUGAGGAGAACGAAGAUCCAGAACUCCAGAAGGCCAUCAAGAAAAUGAAAAUACUUGACAAAAUCUUGGCUUCAAGGAUCUCAAAUGAAAACGAGGUCAAGAGAAAAGGAAAGGAGCUCCAUCAGAAACUAUGGCAGGAACUAUUGCAGAUAAAGCCCAACAGAUCUUCAGAAUGGGCAGAUGAAGCAGAAAAUACAAGGAUGUUUUUGGCACUGGCUCCUUCCAGUGCUCACGGAUCCAGUGAAGAAUUGGACUUUGCUCCUGUGUUUGGGACUCAAGUGCCUGACAAAGAGUAUGAAAGACACAACAGACAAGUGGAGGAAAGUGAAAAGGACCUCAACACCACAGCAGCAGACUUGGCUGAAGUGGGUCACGAAGAGAGGGCAGACGAGUCAGAAGGCAGCCAGAGUGGGGUUCCCAGGGGCAAAAAUAAACAAGACUUUGUGAAGAAAAAUAUUGAGUUGGCGAGUGGUGUUGGAGGCCCAGUGCAGAUGACACAGGAGGAGAAGUAUCGUCUCGAGGAGCUCCUCAGAGACAUGGAGGAAGGGGACAAUGCUGGGAAGGCAGGCUGUGAGGGAGACAUGUGGGCUGCUCCAGUGCAAGCGGGUGAGGGUUACACCCCCGAACCUACAGAACGAGACCAGCUAAUUCACAUUGACUCCAGACUGCAGCUUCUCCUUCCUGUUGAAGACUUCCUGUCUGUGCGAAGCCCCUACCCUGACCACAGUCUGCCCCAGGCCCAGGAUCUGGAGGCUGGCUGGGACAGGUUGCCAGGAGAGAAGGUCCUGCAGGAUAUAAGGGAGAAGAGAGGGCAGGAGAGGCGCCUCCAAGAGAUCCAGCUGCAGCUAGAGCUGCUGGGCCAGGGCCAAGAAAUGACUUUUGACAAACCAAUACUACUGGAGGAGCAGCUGAUGACUCUGUUGGAGGAGUAUGAGAUAUCACAGAGCUGGGGACAUGGUCUGGGGACAAGGGACACAUCACCCAGGGACAACUCUGAUACGGAGAGCCUGCCAGACAGCACCCCCCGUCUCUCUGACUAUAUCCUGUCAGAGUUGCUUAGAGAUGCAUACACCACCAGCUUUAGCCAGUUGGACAAAGCCACCACUAUGUGUUCACCAUAGAGUAUUAACACAUACUGUAUGUUGGGUGUGACAAAUAUAGAAAUGUGUAUAUUUACUGUGCAUUCAGAAAGUAUUCAGACCCCUUGACUUUUUCCACAUUUUAUUACGUUACUGCCUUAUACUAAAAUGGAUGAAAUACAUGUUUUGCCUCAUCAAUCUCAUACAAUACCCCAUAA
Salvelinus namaycush (lake trout) is the source of this 1763-nucleotide messenger RNA. It is a transcript of the gene fsip1, whose product is annotated as fibrous sheath interacting protein 1. Bases 214 to 1587 code for a protein of 457 amino acids. The transcript has 11 exons. The record is from RefSeq and is a predicted model, not a curated record. Lineage: Eukaryota; Metazoa; Chordata; Actinopteri; Salmoniformes; Salmonidae.